CUCCCUCUCACUGUUGAUCAUAAGUUCUUACCUCUGUGUCCAUGGAUACUUCGUCAUUAAUACUGGCCCUCCAGCUCCAGCAACAGGACCUAAACCUAUGGGAGCAGUCCAGAAAAGGAAAGCAGCGCGAGGGCGAAGUGACAGACUCGGAUUUUGCUCUUCUGGCCUGUCGUCAAGAGCUUGAGCUGAUGACGGGUCAGAUCUCUGAUCAAAUGCUGGCCCUCAGUAUUGCAAGAGCUGUUGAGUCGGAUGGCCAGCUCAUCAGAGAAGCUCAGUUGGCGGAGGAGCAGGCUGUAAAAGAUCGUGAAUAUGCCAUCAGGCUUUCGGGAGGCCCCAGUGCAGCAGCCAAGUCGGAUGCUGAAAGUGUGAAGAAAGUCCCAAGAGUGGACGAGGAGGAGGAUGAUUUGAUCGAUAUCUUGAGAUCAAUGAAUCUGGGUGGAUUUGACGAUUCCACGUCGGGCCAAUCUGAAUCAUCAAAUUGGGCAGCAUCACGCAAGGCGCCUCAAAUGAAGGAAUGCAUCGCCUGCAACGACCGAUUCCCGCCUCUUGCGCUCUCCCGGUCACCUUGCUCUCACGAGUAUUGUCGAGAAUGCAUGGUGAGCCUGGUCCGUUCCUCACUUCAAGACGAGACUCUAUUCCCUCCACGAUGCUGCGGCCAGAACAUUCCUGUCACUGAAGGUCGAUGGUUCACACCAGAGCUAGUCGGCCAGUUCCAGGCUAAGAAGUUGGAAUUUGACACGCCGAAUCGCACGUACUGCAGCGAGCCGUCUUGCUCGACGUUCGUGCCACCACAAUUUAUCGCAGGCGAGACAGCGACUUGCCCCAGAUGCCGUCGGCGUACCUGUGUCCACUGUAAAGGGCCAUAUCACAGUGGUAUUUGUCCGAGUGAUACCGCCUCACAGCAAAUCUUGGAGCUUGCGGCUGAGAACGGCUGGCAGCGGUGCUAUGCUUGCCACAGAGUGGUUGAGCUAGACAUUGGAUGUAAUCACAUGACCUGUAUUUGCAGAGCAGAAUUCUGCUACGUUUGCGGCGAGCGUUGGAAGAAUUGCGGUUGCCCUCAAUGGCAAGAAGAGCGGCUGACGAGAAGGGCCAAUGACAUUGUUGACCGAGAUGACAAUGCCGGUCAUAUGAAUGCCAGGGUUCGGCAGGCUCGUGUUGAACAGGAGAGGGUGAAUUUGAUGGAGAACCAUGAGUGCACGCACGACAGGUGGAAGGGGCGUCCUGGUCCUCGGCAAUGUGAGGAAUGUUACCAGGUUCUUCCCCAGUUCAUUUACGAGUGUCGUCAGUGCCAUAUUAUGGCUUGUAGGCGAUGUCGAUUUAACCGACUUUGAAGUUGAGGCUUGAGGCUGUAUGUAGUUCAAACAUUAAAUAUCGAAAGAAUGGAUCCCAGAU
Fusarium odoratissimum NRRL 54006 is the source of this 1392-nucleotide messenger RNA. RefSeq lists its product as uncharacterized. Gene Ontology annotation, biological process: protein polyubiquitination; positive regulation of proteasomal ubiquitin-dependent protein catabolic process; ubiquitin-dependent protein catabolic process. Bases 42 to 1331 code for a protein of 429 amino acids. Gene Ontology annotation, molecular function: ubiquitin conjugating enzyme binding; ubiquitin protein ligase activity; zinc ion binding. Lineage: Eukaryota; Fungi; Ascomycota; Sordariomycetes; Hypocreales; Nectriaceae. The transcript has 2 exons. Gene Ontology annotation, cellular component: cytoplasm; ubiquitin ligase complex. The record is from RefSeq and is a predicted model, not a curated record.